AUGGUGCGGAGCGGUAGGGAGGCACCUGGACCCGAGCUGUGUGCAGAUUGCGCCGAAGGGCAGCAGGAACAUUGUGGCCUCUACAUGCAGGGCGCAAUCCAAUGCUGUGCGCCCUUCGGCAGCUGUGCUUCGGAGGAAGUCGUGGUGUGCACGAGCAGCGGCGAGGUCGAGAAUGUCGAGGGCUUCAUGCAUGUGAUCGAUGAGGAGGAGGACGUGCCAUUGCUGUCAUGCACACGUGGCCUGGUGACCAUUGCCGACUACGUCACGGAGCUGCAGCCAGAGGAAGAUGGAGUCGAUGCGUUCCCGCUGCCUCACCCUGCAACGUCCUCUAUGCCGCCGGACGGAUUCACCGCUACUGUGGCCACCCAGAGUGUCACCUUCACCGCCGUGGUACCUGCCGAUGGUUCACCGAUCCUUGUCGAGAUCCAGGACUUCAAGCUGGAGGUGAAAGCACCCCCAGAGUCCCGGCCGGGUGAGCGGGUGACGUUCGACCUGAGUGCACCUCCCAAGUACCAGGUGAAGGUGCCUCCAGGCUUCAGCUCGGGUGGCUGCAUCCGGUAUCUGGACAGCCAAGGCAGGUCCGUGCAGUUUCAGAUUCCAGCAGGCAAAGGGCCUGGCGAUUCCUUCACGGUCUUGCCCACGUGCAUGGUCGUGCUUGUGCCGCCUUCGGUGCAAGCCGGGGAGUUUCUGGCCUUCAAAGGCCAAGGCAACUGGAAAGACUCCUGGCUUGCGGUCAUGGUUCCGCCCGAGAUCGCACCUGGAGGGCAUUUCCCAGUGAGGCUGCCUCCCAAAGAGAAGCGGACAGGUACCUUGACAAACAAGGACCUCAAUGCCAUCUCUAUCUUUGGCUUCAAGGUGUAG
Symbiodinium necroappetens is the source of this 861-nucleotide messenger RNA. Lineage: Eukaryota; Dinophyceae; Suessiales; Symbiodiniaceae. The record is from the annotation of a GenBank genome assembly.